AUGGGCCCAGAGAUGGAAUCAUUCGCCAAGAUGCAACUGGAAAACCAGCGCAGACUCCCUUCAGAUAUCACAGGGCUGGAAGAGCUUCUAGAUUUCGACGGUAUGAGGCAAGACGCGAAUAGGAUAUUUCGCGAAGGCGAUUACAUGACCGCAGUAUGGAAAUACGUGACCAAUUGGUCAAUGUUUCUCCCCUGGCAUGUUGAUGCUUUCCCGAGCACAAAUCCCCUGCGACCCAAGCUGGGCGAAGCCGAGGCUUCUCUCUUCAACAACAUAUCCGCAUGCCUUGUGAAGAUAUCUGAGGAGGCCAAAAAGUAUGGACGAAACGACUUCGGUAACUUUUACAUGGACGCAGCUUUCAAGACGUCAUGGGUGGCCCUUGACUUGCGCGAAUUCGCCAAAGUCAGGACUGUAUACAGCUCAGCUAAACGGUCUCUGAGCUUGAUCCGUAAACUUUUUGCGGUCACCCCCAGUCCGAACGUCACCGCCGCCAAUAUCGAAGCUAUGUGCGCUUACUACGCUGUUCAAGCGAAGAUUCUGGAGAAUGUCAACAAGGAUACCAUGUUCAAGGAUUUGUCCCCGGACAAGAAAAUCCCUUGGCCUUCUUUUGAUGACUAUUGGGCUAUGGGUCCCUUUUGUUGGGGUACAACACACGGCUUGGUACAUGUCAACAAGGAUCCGGUACUAGAGGCGAGGCGAGAAAGGAAUCAGCCGAGAACCCUCACAGAAGAAGAGCUUUGGGCAAUUUGGACAGAAAAUGUCCCAGUGCCAACAGAGCCUCUCGAGUACCGCCAAUCUGCUGACGACUAUCCCGAAUUUCGUUUCUGCUACGACAACAUGCCUAUCGGCCGGGUUUACGAAACGCGACAUAUAUGCCGGGCCAAGCGAGAGGUGUACGAAGUGAUCUUCCGGGCUUGUCGAGAUGACGUGUCAGGAGAGGCAUUCGAGCAUGUCAUGAGAAGUCAGAGGGAGCGAUCCGUCACGAGUCAUCCUUGGGGCGCGAGGCUCAACGCUGCAGUGGCAAAGAAGGAGGAAGGGACCGAGUAA
Messenger RNA from Cryptococcus wingfieldii CBS 7118, 1044 nucleotides. RefSeq lists its product as hypothetical. The coding region runs from base 1 to 1044 and encodes 347 amino acids. NCBI's taxonomy places the organism in Eukaryota, Fungi, Basidiomycota, Tremellomycetes, Tremellales, Cryptococcaceae. The transcript is spliced from 6 exons. The record is from RefSeq and is a predicted model, not a curated record.